ACAUUGUUUGGCCAUUUCUCUCGAAAAUGGCGGCCGUGUUGGACGAGGUCGGCAAAUCCGCUGAAAAACUCGUGGACGAGGAAAAGAACGAGAUCGUCGACGAGAAGGACGAGACCGGCGCGGUCGAGGCUUCGAAGAAGAAGAAGAAGAAGAAAAAGAAGAAGAAGGCCGGUGCUGGAGAGGCUAGUGCAGAUGUUCCUGAAGGGGAAGAGAAUAAAGUUAAGGAUGAUGAUGGAUCAGCCGAAGGUCCCACAGAGAUGACCGAGAACGAUGGAGAGAGCGAAGAAGUCAAGAAGAAGAAAAAGAAACGCAAGCCCAGAGGCAAGGGCGGCGUGAAGCAGCAAACGGAUCCGCCGACCAUUCCAGUGUCGGAAUUAUUCCCGGACGGUAAUUUCCCGAUAGGGCAGAUAAUGGAUCAUCCACCUGCUGCCGGAAUAGACGAUAGAAUGGCGAAAAAUCGCUUCACCAGCGAGGAGGCGCGCGCUCUCGACAGAAUGCACAAUGAUAUCUAUAAUGAAGCCAGACAGGCAGCCGAGGCACAUCGACAAACCCGAAAGCAUAUCAUGAAAUGGGUAAAACCGGGAAUGACUAUGAUAGAGAUUUGUAAUGAGCUGGAGGAGACCGCUCGGAAAUUGAUAGGCGAGGACGGUCUCAAGGCUGGAUUGGCUUUCCCGACCGGUUGCUCCCGCAAUCACUGCGCGGCUCACUACACUCCGAACGCCGGCGAUCCAACCGUUUUAGAAUAUGAUGACGUCACGAAGAUCGAUUUCGGUACGCACAUUAACGGGCGUAUCAUUGAUUGUGCGUUCACCUUGACAUUUAAUCCGAAAUACGAUAAGUUGAUCGAGGCUGUUCGCGACGCUACCAAUACCGGUAUCAAGGCUGCCGGAAUUGAUGUGCAAUUGUGCGACGUCGGUGCUGUUAUCCAGGAAGUAAUGGAGUCCUACGAGGUGGAAUUAGACGGCAGAACGUAUCCGGUGAAGUCGAUUAGAAACUUGAAUGGCCACUCUAUUGCGCCUUAUCGCAUACACGCCGGGAAAACGGUGCCGAUAGUUCGAGGUGGCGAGGCAACCCGAAUGGAGGAGAACGAGUUCUACGCGAUCGAAACUUUUGGAUCUACCGGCAGAGGCGUCGUUCACGACGACAUGGAAUGUUCGCAUUACAUGAAGAGCUUCGAUGCCGGUUUCGUCCCAUUGAGGUUGCAGAGCAGCAAGUCUCUUCUCAAUACUAUCAACAAGCAUUUCGGUACUUUGGCUUUUUGUAAACGUUGGUUGGACCGCGUCGGUUGUACCAAGUACCAAAUGGCUCUGAAGGAUCUCUGUGAGAAAGGCGCCGUGGAGGCGUAUCCGCCAUUGGUCGAUGUCAAAGGCUGUUACACUGCUCAGUUCGAGCACACUCUCGUUCUGCGUCCUACGUGUAAAGAAGUGAUUUCCCGCGGAGAAGAUUAUUAAUACAUCUAUAAAGAAAUGAACCAUCGUUGUGUUUUACAUGAAUCGCUAUCGCAUGUGUCAAGAUGUAUUUUAAUCUCGAUGUAACAUCUUUUAUCAAAACAUUGUCUCGUUCGAUCCGUACGCGGCAAUGCGAACGGUAAACGCGUGAAUAAGAAUAUAAUCAUUGUAACACACGUCAGCGCGUGGCAUUUUUAAAUGUAAUUUACGUAAUUUUAUUUUUCCGAUUGUAAAGAAAAUAUCGUAGCAUAAUGCUACGAGCUUCGACACGAACGAUGAAAGCGCAGUGAGCGAUUUCUAUUUCUUAUACAUCAAAUGUUUCCAUAUCAUGGAAUAUAUCGCUUGAGAAAUAUAAUUCUUUUGCAUUUUCUUUUUUUUUUAACGUUUCUUUACGAAUAUACGCUUUGAGAGGAGGAUCGGUAAUUUGUAUUCGACGUAACAAUUUUUAAAUCUUUAUUACUGGUUUCUUACAGUUUUACUCUAAAAUGGAAAUGACAGGGAUGGUGUGUUUAGUAUUGAAUAAAAUAUAUUUGGAAUUCGAGAUUUAUAUCAUUGCGAAGAUCUUAUGGUCCUGAAUAUCGUAUAAUUAAGUUUUUAAUGUUAGAACGAUAUAAACGUAGAGAGUAAUACAUACAUGUGACAACUGUACAAAAAGAAAACGAAAGUAUUCUGCAUUUGCGGCUUCUCUAUAGCGAAUCUCUAUACGUCGAUAUAUUUCCCUACGCAUUUUAAGAGCGCGAAUUAUAUGUUAUAAAAUCUUCGUGGAUUGAUCGGUAAAUUAAAAAAAGGUGUA
Formica exsecta is the source of this 2241-nucleotide messenger RNA. RefSeq names its product methionine aminopeptidase 2 (gene und). The coding region runs from base 27 to 1451 and encodes 474 amino acids. The record is from RefSeq and is a predicted model, not a curated record. Lineage: Eukaryota; Metazoa; Arthropoda; Insecta; Hymenoptera; Formicidae. The transcript is spliced from 6 exons. Gene Ontology annotation, biological process: proteolysis. Gene Ontology annotation, molecular function: metalloaminopeptidase activity.